AUGAGUACCACGGACCCUACCGGGGAGGGUGGAGGAGGGGGAGGAGGAGGAGGGGAGAGCGCCUCGACGACAAACGUCGAGCAGACCGCAUCCCCGAGCACGCCGAUCACCGGCAUCGGCACCGCCGUGCCGGCGCAGCCGGCCGCUCAACAGCAACAGCAACAGCAACCGCAGCAACAUCCGCCGCCGUCGCCUCUAAGCGGCUGCUACCUCCUCGUGGUGCUUCCUGAGCCUCAUACCGCACAACACAAGGACCUCAUCCUAAACCGCCUUGCGAAAGGUUUUCUAUCAUGGGACAAGGACAGUUGUCACGUAGAUCUGGAAAAGGAAUUAUCGGCCUUAGUAGCGCAAGCCCCCGAAGGCGAGGAAGCCAGAAACGGCGAAAGAUUGAUCCAAUAUGCCACCGAGAACCUCGUGACAGAGGUUCUCAUUCACCCGCAGACGAAUACAUUAUUACAAUGUAUUCGCAAUCUCCUUGCGAGCUUCACGAAACAUCGGCACAUCAUACACGCUGGAUAUACAUUCGGUGGCAAUGGUUCCUGGAUAUUGCAGGAUGGAACCUUCAGUCUCGCAGACUUUCUGGAUGCGUUCAGUGAACAUGAAGUGCAAAGAGUCCUUCGUGCCUACGAGAAUAGCGUUACCGUAGAUAUACAUUGCGCGGGUGUCGGCGAUUGGACGACAAGUCGAUUAUCGAAGGAGGCAUGUUGCAGAUCUUGCAGAUCUGUCAGAGUGAACCCCGACGAUGUUCUCACAGCCGGCGUACCGGCCAUCAUGAGUUUUACGAAUUACAUCGGACAGUAUCUCGUGCCGCAAACACUAGACCAGCUCAUGGAACCGUCCGACGUCGUUGGAAACAUUAGAUUUAGCCAUCCGACCUUAUACGUCUUCCCCGGUGGGCAAGGUGACGCCGCGCUUUUUGGUAUAAACGGCUUCAACAUGCUCGUCGACGGCGGUUUCGCCAGGAAAGCAUGCUUCUGGGACUUCACCAGGCAUCUCGACCGAUUGGAUGCUGUUCUAGUCACUAGGAUAAAUAAUAGUAACAUCGGCGGCAUGUUUAGUGUUCUUCACAAAAAGAAAGAGAUGCACGUCUACCCUCAGAUCGGCCAUUUCUUCUGUAACUUAGUUGAAAGAAGACAAUCAAAUUCACCCGACGGCGAUAAGGACAUCGAUCCGCUCGUUCUCAAUCUCACCGACAUUGGUCAAGAGAUGGUGAUGAACCUUCGACACGUUAACCUUCGCGCUCAUCCUUGCUACAGAGAUCCCAAUCCUAUCAACCUCUAUCACAAGGUGGGCCACGGCACGCUGGAUAUGUACGUGCUCAGUCCGAGCAAGGAUAGUCGCGAGGUGCGCGAGUUCCUGGCAAAGUGGCACACGUCGGACUCGAAGCUGUUCGCAGGUUCUCACAAGAAGGAUUCGAACACUCUCACAUUCCCGAUCCAGAAUCUUGUCUCGAUAUGCGCGCUUCUGGUCUGGCAGCCGGCCAAUCCCGAGGACAAUAUCACGAGGAUUCUGUUUCCCGGCAGUACGCCGCAGCACAAGAUCUUCGAAGGUUUUGAACGAUUGAAACGUCUGGACUUCUUGAAGCAUCCGGUAUGUUCAGCGAAGACAUUGUCACCGUCAGUGUCCUUGACGACGCUCAAGCCAGCCAAGCAGAAAUUCAGUCUUAUCGAGAAGGAGCCCAAGAAAAUUUCGGAGCCGAAGAAAGAGAAGAGAGAACCGUCGGAACCCAAGUCCAUUAAGGCCGCGGACGAGACUGUAUCCAAGAGUAUCCCUCAAUCGACGCCGAUUAUAUCUACGAGUAAACUCAAGACCGAGCCGAUAAAGACGAAAAAAGUUGUGGAGAACAAGAAGCUCGAAAUCGAGGCGAAGGAGAGUAAGAAAAUUGAAAAGGAAUUGAAAGAGAUAAAGAAGGAGCCGAAGAAAGAGCCGAUUAAAGUGGAGAAGCCCGAAAAACGAGAGGAUGAUGUGAAAAAAAUUGAUUUAAUCAAAUCGGAGCCCGAGAAGACCAAGGAGCCAAAACCUAAGCCUGAGCCAAAAAAGAAAGAACCAAAAGAAAGCAAGGUAAAAGUCGAAUUGAAGAAGAGCGAAGUAACUCCGAAGCCAAAGCCGAUUGAAAAAAAAGCCAAACCUUCCGGGGCGGAAAAGAGAGACGCCGUAAAGUCUUCCCCGACUACCCCGAAGAAGACUCUGAACGGUGCUGCAACGAAGACGGAGUUAUCGAAAGCUGUGCCGAAGGCGAAACCGGCGGCCAAGGUCGCUCCAAGUCUUCCAGCCAAAAGCGCCAAGGAGGCCAACAACAGGAAAGUGGUGGAACAAAAGAAGUCCGAGGUCGAGAAGUCCGCCGUGAAGGAUACUGCGGCGCCCAUUGUCAAGGUCUCCGCGAAACCUAAGCCGAUGGACAGGAAGCCGAUCGUCCGUCGCGCGAAACCGAUCAGUCCCAAUAAAGCUCGUCUACCGGGCAGCCCGGCGAAAUCUACUCGCAGUACUCCGACCGCUUCUGUAAAAUCGGAUAAAGACGGUGUUAUUCGUAAAGUGAAGGGCGACAAAGGCACCACCGACUCGUCCACGGUCUCCACUCCGUCUGGCAUAGAACCAGAAGCCGUAAAACCGAUCGAUAAGAGCUUAGUCGAGCAAUCUGAAGAUAUGUCACUAGAUUCUAUUGAAAGUAAAGUGCUGGCGGACCUCAAGGAAGAGCGGGAGGUAGUCGAAGAAAUUGAAGCUGUUUUACAGAAGGCGGAAAGAAUUGAAGACAAAAAGGACGAUCGUUUCGAGGGUGAUGAUGAAAUUACUGCUGAAGCCGAUAAGAAGGAGGAGGAUAUCACGGAGGAGGAUGUCACAGCAGAGAUCGAAGACGUGCCCAAGAAGGAAAGUUCUAGAAAAGAAAGUCAGGAAUUGACUGAGGAAGAUGAAUAUCUUAUCGUAGAGAAGGAAGAGGUUUACACCGAGGAUUCUGCUCAGAGCGGCGAGGGCGAACAAAAGCACGUUCUCGACGAAGCCCAGUCAGAAAAGGCAAAAAUACUGAAAGACGUAGAGGCAAUGAAAGAAAAGGGUGAGAAAGAGGAACCUGAGGAGAAAGGAAAAGACGACAGUCCAGAAAAGAAAGCAGAAAAGAUCGUGGAUAAAAAAGAAAAAGAAAUCGCUGGAUUAUCGUCGGAACAUAAAGAACAAUUACAGGAAGAAGUAAAAGAGAUAAUAGCAUCCGCAGCCGAAAUCGUACAGAAAGCCGAAGAAAAGGACGAGUCCGGUAAGAAGGACAGCGAGGAAAUCACGAAAGAGCCAUCCAGUUUAAGUCCGGAUAAAUUAGAUUCAUCGGAGAAAAAAACGACCGAUACGGACAUGAAGCCGGAUGCCGAUCAGAAGGAGAAUAUUCUUGAAAAGAUGGAGGAGUCUCAGGAACGAAUUUCGACAAUAGAAUCGGGGGCCACUACAACCGCUCCGACUUUACCUGAAGACGAGCGAAUACCGUUGGAUGAAAUAAAAGAGGAUAUUGACGAGAAACAUGUUAUUGAAGAGGUAAAGGAGAAGGACGCUCCUGCAAAAUUGAAGAAGGAGGUCGUUCCGGAAACUGUUUUCGCGGCCGCUAAGCCGGAAGUUAAAGUUUUUGAUGUUCGCCAGGCAACGCAGAAUUUGCAAAGAGACAUCGUUAAAACACCCGAUGAGGUUGCCGAUCUCCCAGUUCAUGAAGAAGUCGAUCCUAAACUUUACAGAAUGGACGAUUUCGAGAAAAGAAAAGAGGAAAAGCCAUCACCGACUGCGCAGGAAAGUAAAGAACCGCCCACUCCAACCGGGAAAGAGCAAAAGGGUGUCUUCAGCUUCUUUGGCAAGGUGGCGGAUAAAUUUGAAAAAGGUAUUGAUAAAUUGACAAAAAAGAAAAAGGAUUCCGAGAAGGAUUCCGACGAAAAAUCUUCCUCGAAAUCGAGUUCUCCGAAAGAGCCGAAAGUGCAAGAGAAAGUAUUCUUGGAGGAGGUCGAUAUGGAAAAAAUGUUCCCUAAAGUCGGCAAGCCUACUGACAAACCUGAAACAUUUGAAGAAGUGAAACCUACGAUUGCUGACGUGAAAGUGGCUGCUAUCAAGGAAACCGCGACGUUUAUACAGGAAGAAAUAAUGGACGCGCAAAGACGAAGUGUGCCGGAUAUCGAAGAGAAACUUCCAGCUGACAAGUUGGAUGAGAUUAAAAUAGUAGAAGCUAUUUCGCCGGCGAAAUUAAUUGACGAUAAGGAAAUUGCAAAAGAGAUUGAACUUUUGAAGGAAGAAGACGUCGGAGAAGAUGUAGAAGAGGUAAAGGCACUUUUGGAAGAAGCCUCGAAAAAAUUCAAAACUGUGAAAGAUAGUUUAAGAGAUUCGUUGGAAUCUUUGGAAGAUAAAAUUAAAGAGGAGAUAGCAGAGGUACAUGAAACCCCAGCCGCCUUGAAGGAUGCAGUAAAAGAUACUUUGGCAGGGGUGGCUGAGAAGUUGGAAGAGAUUAAGCCACAUAUCGAGAGUCACUUGCCCGACAUAAAAGAACCGGAGAAAGUCAAAUUUGCUAUACCAAAGGACGAAGAAUUUGAAGAAGAAUAUGAAGAGGAAAUAGAGGGGCCUUACAGAGACAUGAAAGAAGCAGUUAGGGAUGUCGGAGAAGUCCUUGCUGGUGUUGCCGGCAUCGAGCUUGAAGAGAAACCUAAGGAUGUUGAGAUGAUCGUGAAGAAAGUCGCCGAGGUUCUCAGAGAAGACGAUUUUCUUUCUGACAAAACGCUGUUCGAUCAAGAACCUAAGAAAGAAGAGACCUCGCCGAUUUCGACGGACAGAAAACCGUCGAAAGAAGAAAUCGCUCCAAUUUCGGCAGAAAGAAAGCCUUCCGUAUCAGGUGAAAAAUCUCCAGAGAAGGUCGCUAAAUUAGAAGAGGAGGAAAUUUGGUAUAGCAAACUUGCUCACGCUCAAACUUCGGUACCACAUGUUCCGGUUCAUGAAGCGCACGAGGAAUUUAUUGAGAAGCUCGAUAAACUUGUGACGCCGUACGAAAAACCUGGCGCUAUCGAGGUAAAGGAAGAACCUUUCAUAAAAGUUGUGAGGGAAAAGGAUGAUAUAGUGACAUCGCCUGUGAAGGAUACAACAAAGGAUAAGCAGGAUGCGCAAAAAAUUUGUGCAGAGAUAUUAAAGGACGAUCAACAUGUUUGCGAUCAGCAUAAAAAAUCGGCGGACGAUGAUACGUCUCGUAUGGAUGUGAUGCAGGCUGGUAUCGAGGACGUAUGCGUGAAGAAAGUGGCGAAACGGCCGUCUUUUGAAGAGAGGCUGGAGGAUGAGGAGAUAGAGGAGCCCGUGAUCGGCUUCGAGCAAAAGGUCUCGCCAGCGAAGGCGGAGAUAGUGAUGGUGACUCCCGGUUCUACACCGACUUCGCCGAAAUUCGUCGUGGACAAGAUAUACGGUGAAGGAUUGGAAAUCGGUUUUCGAGAGCCUCCCAAGUUGCCGGAGGAUAUCAAGCAAAUUCUUAGCAGGGAAGCGCCUAUUGAAGAAACAAUCGAGGAAUUGAUUAUCACGAAAAAGAAAAAGAUUACUAUCGAAGUGAUCGAAUAUAUUACCGUAAUGAGGCGCAUCCCGAGGGAACGCGUGAUUUACAUUAUCGAAGAGAUUAUCAUAAAGAAGGGACUUCCCAGAGAGAGCGUGGUAGACGAUCCCAAAAUUCUGAGCUUGAAGGAAUCUAUCACGCCUGAGAAGAGAAUGGAAAUCGAGGAAUAUAUCGUUAACGAAUACAUCGUCAAAGGAAAGCGAAUUACUAUAGAAGUCAUACAGGAAAUUUCAAUUAAAAAAGUUGUGCCUACGAAGUUUGUCGUCGAAAUUAUCGAAGAGAUCAUUGUUAAGAGAAAGAUUGCCAGACAUAUGAUACUAGAUGUUCCUGAAGAAGUAUUAUCGGAAAUAGUUAAAGAGAAAUCGCCGGAAGAAUCUCCAGAACAAUCGGCAGAGGAGCAGAUAACACCGAAAAUAGACAUAACUGCGAAACGAGAAUCCGUUGCUGAAGUUCCUAGUGCUCAGAAACGAGCAGAGGUUGAGGAAUUUAUCGUCAAUGAGUAUGUUAUUAAAGGGAAAAAGAUUACCGCAUCAACAAUCGACGAAAUUUCUGCUCAGAAGAUCGUACCCAAGCGAAUCCUCAUCGAAAUUAUUGAAGAGAUUGUUAUUAAAAAAAAGAUUCCCAGGAACACGUUACUUGAUGUUACCGAGGGAAAGUUAUUAACACUAUCUGAAAAGACACCUGAGGACGAGAAAGAAAAUUUAGUCGCUGAAAUUCCGAAAACAGAAUCGAUAACUUCGCAAAAAAGAGCGGAGGUUGAGGAAUUUAUUGUUAACGAAUAUGUUACCAAAGGAGAUAACAUUAAUGUUAAAAAACUUGAAGAAAUCUGUGGUAAGAAGAAGGUGCCUAAAAGAAUCAUUAUCGAGAUUAUUGAAGAAAUUAUUAUUAAAAGGAAAAUGCCGAGGCAUGCAGUACUUAGUAUAACCGCAGAAGAAUUAUCGCGCAUUAUCGAGGAGGUAGCGAUUCCAGAACCUCAAAUAUUGGCUGAGAAAUCGAUCGCUGAAGUGCCCAGCUCCGAAGAGAUAAAAAUUCCGAUUGAAUUGAAAAAAGACAAAAAGGAGGAUGAGCGAGAAACGAGCACUGACGAGGAAUUAUCGGCCCUGUCUGAAGAGGAGGACGUCGAGGAGGAAGUGGAUGGAUUUGUUAGUAUACCUAGAAGAAUUUCCGAUGCGACUGACGCAAAGAAGAAAGCAAUCUCAGAUAUUUCGCCUGCGGUUACGAAGGAGCACGAGAAAGACGUAAUUGACGACUUCGAAGCUGUCGAGCAAGAAUAUAAAGUACGUGAUGUACCAGUCACAUCUCCCGAUAAAGCGGACGAAAUGAAAGAAAAGGAAGACGUUGAAGAAUCGGUGGAAGAUACCACGAGUGAAGUGAUCGAGGCGGAUGAGAAAUUCGUGCAAGAAACUAAAGGAAAGGUGGGAGAAGAGGAGCCUCAGAUUACAAAGGAUAUUAAACCAGCUGAUGGAAAACGAAAAGAACGAGAAGCAUCCGAGACAUCGGAUAUUGCCGAAAAAUAUUUGGACGAGGCUAAGGAAAAAACGGACUUCUCCGAUAAGGGACCCUCAAUUGACAUACCAGAUAUUUCUAAAUCAAUUACACCAAGCCCGGAGGUAAUUGACGAGAAGCUUGGAAUAAAAGAAAUUGAGCCCGCGGUUAAAGAAAAAGUCGAGGAACCACAGCUUAAAGCAAAAGAGGAUAAAUCAAAACCGACAAGUCCAAUUAAAGACGAAAUAUUAAAAGAUACUGUGCAUUCUAUUGAAAAAGUUCCUGAAAAAGUUGCCGAAGGAGCGAAGCCGAAAACAAAACUUACAGAUGCAACAGGCUUUACACAAGAGCCGAAAGUAGAACUACUUGAAGACGAUAAGAAAUCUAAACUAUUAGAGACCGUAGAAAUUAAAGAAACUCCAGUAACUAAAGAAGAGAAAAGCCCUCAAGAAAUAUCAGCAAAAAUUGACGAUGGAACUGUCAAAAGGAUGCUUGUCACAUCAUGUAGCGAGGAUGGCAGAGAAGAAACUGAGAUUUGUCCAACCGGCAGUAUAACUUUCAUGAAGACCGUCACUCCAGAUGAUUCUCUUAAGGAUGCGUCCGUUAAAUCCACACCAGAUAAAGAUUCUUUAAUUUUAGAUAAGGACUCGCACUCGGGCAUGAGUACUCCCGAGAAGGAUAGCAUUUCCGAAAAAUCUGCGCCAGAAGGUAAGGAUAAGAUUAGUCCGGACGAUAGCUUGGAAAAAUCACCCGUUGGUCCUCGUGAUUCGCAGGAUCUUGAAGACAGUUUGGAAAAAUCGGAGUCGCGUAAGCCACAGAUGCCAGAAAAAUUGAAGGAUAUUACAAAGCCGAAAUCUCCCGUGGAGAAAGAUGACUUGAAGGAUAAAAUUGCCGAGAAAGAUAUAUCGAAGUCGCCUAAAGAGGAACGAGAGGAACUGAAAUCUCCCGAUAAGGGAGACGCAGGAAAAAUUGAGAAAGUAAAAUCUCCGCCUGAGGAAAAGCUCGAGAAACCUGGUUCUCCUAUUGAAAAAAUUGAGAAAUCACGAACUCCAUCACCUCUUGAUAUGACAACACAGAAAUCUCCAAUAGAAUCAGUCGAGAAACCAAAACUUCCAGUUGAGAAGGUGCUUCCAGAACCUAAGAAAGAAGGAACGAUUGGUGUUCCGAAGACACCCGAAUCACUCCAUUCAGAGGACAUUUCACCAGCCGAUACGAUUUUCUCGAAAUCACCCACAGAUAAACCUGAAAUGUAUUUUUCGAAGGCACCUAUUACCGAAGAAGACGUUGCUGACGAAGAAGUCAUUAAAAAAUUAUCUGAAUCUAUUAAAGAAAUUAAACCGGCCGUAGACAAAGAAUUACCGCUAUCCUUAGAGAAAUCCGAGCAAGAUAUUAAAUCUCUCGAUAAGUCUCCUAGUGUUCUAAGUGAUAAAGUUGAUGAAAGAGAAACUGAUAAGCCGAAAUCGCCUAGUAUCAUUGAGAAAGAAACGAUAAGUGAGAAGUUGCCUAUUUUCGAGAGUGAACAUUAUGAUAAAAAGGGACCAAUUGACGAAGCUAGAUCUCCAAGCGCGAUCAGCGAUAAAUCCGACGAAAGGAAGGAAGCCAAACGUUCAAAGUCACCGAGCAUAGCCGCGGAUAAGCCGGAUCUUCAAGAUGUGACGGAGCGUUAUUUAGAGAAACCAAAAUCCCCUAUUUUUGAUAGGCCAGAUUCGCCUAAAGCUAUUGAUAAGACUGAAGAAUCACAUGAUAAAGAUAGAUCUCCCAGUGUAGCUAGUGAUAAAUCAGAUAGCAAGAAAGUAAGUGACCGUUCUAGAUCACCAAGCGUUACUGUAGAAAAAAUAGAUAUCAAAGAUGUGGACUUGCCAAUCGAGAAAACCCGAUCGCCUAGCGCCACAAGUGUUAAGGACGAUAAACUAGAACAGUCUCCAGCAGCGAAAUCACCCGAAGUACCAAAAUCUCCGAAGUCUGAUAAAGAUAAAUCAGAUCUGAAAGAUAUAAUGCAAUCGGACAAAUCACGAUCGCCUAGUGUGACGAGCGGUAUUAGCGAACCUAAAGAACCAGAUCGUUCAAAAUCACCUAGCAUCGCUGGUGAAAAACCGGAUAUAAAAGAUGUUGCGGAAAUUGCGGAUCGCUCGAAAUCGCCAAGUGUAACUGGAGAAAAGCCAGAUUUAAAGGAUGUCACCGCUGAGAAAUCGAGAUCUUCUAGUAUCACAGGAGAACAAAAGGAGUUUGAUCGUUCUAAAUCUCCGAGUAUUGCUGAAGAGAAACCGGAUUUAAAGGAUGUCAUGGAACGAUCCGAUGAAAAAUCAAAAUCACCUAUCGCGAUAAGUGAUCUGAAGGGACUCGAAGAUCGAUCGAAAUCGCCUAGCAGUGCUGAUCUCACAGAUAUCACAGAACAAUCGUUGGAUAAAUCUAAAUCGCCUAGUAUCGCGAGUAUUACGUCUGAUCACAAGGAAUCAGCGGAAAAAGCAAAAUCGCCGAUUCCGGAUAAAAAGGGAGAACCCGACAGGAGCAAAUCUCCAAGUAUGGCAAGUGAAAAAUCCGACGGAAAAAAAUCGGCCGAUGGCUCGAGAGCGACCAGCGUUACGGAGGAAAAACCAGAUCUUAAAGACGUGAUGGAAACACCAGCCGAUAAAUCCAGGUCAUCUAGUGUCGCGAGUGAGAGAGCGGAAUUAUUUGGAAAGUCAACAUUGCCUACUGAUAAAUUAGAACCACCUGUUGAUCGAAGCAGAUCUUCCAGCGUUGCUAGCGAUAAAUCCGAUGAUAAGGGUAGCGUUAAAGAUCAUGAUAAAAGUGAUAAAUCUCCGAGUCCCCAACCAACGGAGAAAAUAGACGAUGACAGAUUAAAAACCGGUACAAUCGGCGAUCUGGAUUUUGUCGAUAAGACAAGAUCGUUAAGCAUUAUCAGCGAUAAGACGGAACCGAAAUCCGAUGUCUCAAAAUCACUCAGUUCAAUCGAUGACAAAGAUCAAAAAGAUAAGUCUAGAUCAUCCAGUGUUGCCAGCGAGAGGCCUGAUGACAUUAAAAUACCGGAAGCGAAGGGCGAACGAUCAACUUCGCCGAGUUUGGACACUGGAAAGACCGCAAAAGACGAAUCUGCUAAAUCGUCGCGAGCCAGUUCGCCGGUGGACAAAACUCCGAAGGAUAGAUCACGUUCGCAAAGCGUCUUCGAUGUUGGCGAGAAAACACCGACCAGCAGAUCUAGAACGGCCAGUUUAUUCGAGGAUAAGUUGUCAGAGAAGCUGCUUCCUCAAGAGGAAAAAGAUGCUUCUAUCUCGCAUCUCGAUAUGGAUAAACCAUUUGACGAGAAGGAUGAAUGUAAGAAAGGCAGCAAAAGUCCUACAACCUCGCCCGAGACAAUCGAGAAAAAGAUGCAGAAGAUCCGCGAGAAACGAUUUGCCGAUUUUAAAGAGCCGGACGUCGGACAGCCGAGCAAAAUAGAGAAAUCAGAUGACGAAGAAGAAGACGUCGUUAAAGUGACAUCUUCAAUUACAACUGAGAAGAAAAUGGAGAUCGAGAAAUACAUUUUAGAUGAGUUUAUCAUGAGGAACAGAAAGAUCAGUUUGACAAUGAUCGAGAGAUUGGUUAUGAUGUAUUCGGUGCCUCAGUUUAUAGUAAUGGAGAUAAUAGAAGACAUUAUCAACCGGCAAAACAUACCCAGGAGCGCGGUCUUCGAUUUCGUAGACGACGAAGCCUCGUUCGAGCCUCAAUACGAAAAAGAAGAGAAGCCUUUUGUGUCAACUGGCAUGGAUUUCGGAAGAGUUGAUGUUACUCAGGAGUACAUUCACGGAAAACCAGGCGACACCACGAGAGGUGAAGGUCCGGACGGCAAGAUAUCUCCUGUGGGAAGCGAUCGAUAUGACAGAGAUUCAAAAGCGGCGCUUUCUGCUAGCCGCAGCUUGAGCCCGGAAAUUCCUUCUGACAAAUCAACUCAGGAUAGUCCUCGAUCAGAGCCGCACAUAGACGAGGAGAUCCUGCUAUCGGAGGAAAAACGAAUGGAAAUCGAAAAGCUUUUGGAGGAGGAAUAUAUAAAGAAAGGAAAGAAAAUCACGGAGGUGGUACUCGAGGAGAUAAUUGUCAAGACGUCUCUACCCAGAUACAUUAUCUUAGAGAUCGUGGAGGAGAUCGUGAUGAAGAGAAAGAUCCCGAGAGAAUCUGUGAUCGAUGUGGAAAUUUAUCCAGAGGAGGAACCGGACGAGGCGAUGUAUCGCUACGAAGAAGGGGCGGACGUAGAUUACGAGCUGCCGCACGACGCUAGAAAAUCUUCGGUCGAGUACAAAAUAGGCAUGUAUCCGGAAUCGAGUGAGCGACAGAUGGAUAAGUCCGACUAUCCGACGGAUUAUGAGAGCCAGUUCCACAAGGCCUUCGUCGGUGGUAUGACAGAGAUGAGGACGACGCAUAUAACCACGCUGUCUGGAAAAUCCACUCCAGAAUUUACGCACGACGCGACUUCCGUAGCCGGCAAAGCGCUUGGAAAAAUACCGGAAUCUACGCUAACCACGACUCACAUAACGAAAACGGACGUGGAAGACACAAAGACUGCACAACCCGCGCAAACUAUUACAAUAUUGAGAGAAAGCAAAAUCGCGGAAACUAUCGACAAACCCGAAGAGACUGCGGGGAUUUCGGCGACAAUUACAUCCGAUGAGAAAUCUGGAAAAACAAUUGAAGUCAUGAAAAUAAUCGAAGAAGUCGAACCACAAGAAAUAGUCAAAGAAGUUAAGCGAUUGAGUACUCAGCAAGAUGAGCCUGAGGCGAUCACUAAGAUUAUCACGCGGGAAAUCGUGGAACACGAUGAACCGGAAGUGAUCACUAAGGUCGUCAAACGCGAAAUUAUCGAGCAAGACGAGCCUGAAAUUAUUACAAAGGUGAUCAGACGCGAGAUCGUCGUUCCUGACGAAGAAACGGACGAUUCGAAGGAGGAUUCCGGUGAAUAUGUAAAGACGAUUACGACGCGAACGAUCGUGACAGAGGAAUUACCGGAUACCGAAUUAACGCAAACAGAUCCUUUGAAAAUUUACACAGACCCCUCAGAUACAAUCUACAAGGUUGUGAGUGACGAAGAUGCGUCUGACGCAACGACCAGUGCUGACGUGAAGCGAAUCGUGACAACGGUGACCACGAUCACCGGUCCGGACGGCAAAGUUAUCACGAAGAAAGACGUCAAGGAGAGCACGGACACUUUGGCCAGCGAGGAAUUAUUGGAAAAAUUAACGGAAACCACAUCUGCGGAAAAGAUCAUCAAGGAAACGAUCACAACCGUGACAUCGGGCACUGCAACGCCCGACGUAAAAGCCUUCUACGAUUCCGGUAAAUCGACACCUGAUCUCAAACAGGAGACUAAACUCGAGUCUACAAUAAAGGAACGCUUAGAUGCAGACAAAUUCGAACAUCCGGUAUCGCCUUUGAUACGAGAACUUAUAUCUGAUGACAAGAGUUAUUCGGGCAAGUCUUCGCCGGAUAUAUCGCUGCCCAAAGACAUCGUCUUCAGCGGCAAGUCUACGCCGGAUAUUCCUAUGUCGCCGUUGAUCAGAGACGGCGCCGUGGUUCAGCCUCACGUGUCGGGCAGAUCGACGCCCGAUAGAAAAUCCGAUGGUCGAUCGUCGACGGCCACACCGGAAGGAUUCAGAUCGGGCGAGAUGAUCAGAACUAUUGUCACAACAACGAAGACGGUAUCCGACGAAGGUGAAAUAGUGACGACCACCAGGGAAGUUACAGAGACGACAAAUGAGAAGGGCGAGACAGUCGUGCUGGCGGAGAAGACCGACGUGAAGGUGGAUGAACGUCUACCAAGCAAAGAUGCCGCGGAAAGCGCAAUCAGCAGCAUUAUCGGCAGUAUCAAGUCCUCGGAGUUGCAGCGCAGCGGCAGCUCAGGAUCCGAUAUAAUCAGCGAAAAAGAUCGCGGUCCACCCAAUCCAUCGAGUGAGCACAGUAGCAAGGUCGUGACACAGCCGUGGGGUAGCAGCGAGGAGAGGCACACCUAUUCUGACGAUGAGCCACCCAGCUCGCCACUCUCCUCGACCUCGCAAGUCGGAUAUUCGCCGCAAGCGACGCGUCGCUACGAGUCAGCUUCCGACAAGCAAGAGGAACAGAUGGAAUUUUCGGCGGCAGCGAUGAGCAGCAGCUUCUACGGCGAGCUGCCGGCGGUGCCGCCGGAGAUCUCCGCUAUGAAGACCUUCCACGGCGAAACUGGUAUGCAGAAGGACAGCGAUCCCAUUUCUGUUCACAGAUUUACAGUUGAAAAGGAGCCCGUCGGCGAUUACGGCGAGAAGCCGGACGCGAAGAAAUACGUCGACGAGGCUGACCUUGAUUUCGAUAAGGCUCUGAUGGACAAGGAGAUGAAGGAGGCCGGAGGCGCUUUCAGCAGCGGAAUAUCGCCCAGAUACACGAACGGUAAUGUUCGACACGAACCAACCGACGAGAAAGAUCAUCCGUCGUCUUCGUUCCGGGACGACGCUAAGGAUGAUUCGAAAGGUGAUUCGAAAAAAGAUCCUUUAGAGGGAUGGGGAACCCCUCUCGGUCUGCCGUCUCCUAAACCGCCCAGAAAAUUUAACCUGAAGAACCCUGCUCAAUCUCCAUCGUGCUCAACCGAGACGACGUCCGAUACUCUAAAUUUCGAUGUUAUAAAAAAUUGGGGAGAACCUCUUAGGUUACCCUCUCCUGCACCGGUGACCAACGAAGUAUCGAACAAGGGUGCACCUAGUACGCCGAAAAAAGAGCGGAAGCAAGCGAAGAAGGUACAGUCAGAGAAUAUUAAGAAUAAAAAACGCUCGGAAAGCCCUGGUAAGAACGAAAAGAAGAUGAAGGAUUCGAAAAAUAAGAUCCAACCAGUUUACAUGGACUUGGCGUACGUGCCCCAUCACGGAAAUUCGUACUACACUUCCUUAGAAUUCUUCAAGAGAGUGCGAGCGAGAUAUUACGUCUUCAGCGGCACCGAGCCCAGCCGGGAAGUCUACGACGCUCUACUGGAAGCUAAAAAGACUUGGGAAGAUAAGGAUCUCGAGGUAACCAUGAUUCCGACUUACGACACCGAUACUUUGGGCUACUGGGUUGCCGAUAACGAGGAAGCGCUCGCGGCGAACCACAUAGAUCUGUCGCCGUCCGCGUCCAGGUGCACUAUCAAUCUCCAGGAUCACGAGACUAGUUGCAGUGCCUACAGGCUCGAGUUCUAGGGAUUGGCAGCCUGCUCAGCCGUAAUAGUCGAGUUCUGAGCGGCGUCCGGAACGCGUCAUCUAUUCCGCGCCUUCGAACCCACUUCUGCAGGGGAGAAAAAAGAAAAAAAAGAAGAGAAAAAGAAAGAGUCGAGCGCUCAGGCCGACCUACCGUCCCGUCAGGUGAUUCCUGACCCCCCUUCUAGGAGACCCGAAGACAAACAGCAUUUCAAAUUUUCGAGAGUCCCUCGCGGUCGUAGCUCCGCGGCCUAGCAGGAUCGUAGAAAUCCUGUCGAACCUCCUGUAGAGGCAGUCCUGAGGAAGCGAGAUCGACUUUCAGGUCGAUCUCGCUCAGGUCUCAAAAUUGGGAUUGUUUAAUCUAAUUUAGGACGUUCUCCUUCUUUCUUCGCGAGGAGACGGUGCGGGCGACGAGAAAAACGAAACAGGAGAGAGAAAGAGAAAGAGAGAUCGCGAGGGUUUCUUCUCUUGCACGGGAAUACAAGGUAUAAAUUAAUUAUUUACUUCUAAGAAAUGGAUUAUUGAGAGGGAGAAUUGUACAAUUCGAUUAAGAUUCACGUUGCGCUGAUAAUAACGGCGCUUAUCGACGGACGUUUAUAUUUCCACACUCUGCACCGUUCGCAGUCCGUAGCGCGCUGAUACCGCCUGCAAUAUCUUAACGAUUAAGAUGCUCAAGUCGAGGAAGUUUUUUGCGAAAAUUUCGCGCUGCGAAGCUAAAGCUAAAGGGACAAUUGACGUUGCAUGAGCGACGAUCGAUUGCUCCGUCGACGACGGUCCGUAAGCGCCGCGGUCCUGUGACAAUCUGUGUGCUCUAGCUACCAAAAAUUUACAAAUUGAUUUUAGGAUAUUCCAAUUUUCGAUCCACCGAACGUAGAUCGAACAGUCGACGCGAGACCUCCUCGCCCGCAUUCUCUCCUCGAUCAGCAGAUCAAAGUAAAACUUUUAAUAUCUCUGACACAGCUGCCGCUUCAAGAGCACCGCGUAGAGUAUUUAGUGUAUCAGUUAAAAGAAAAAAAGAAAAAAAAAAUGAGGGAAGAAAAGUACCGCAGUUCAAUUUACGCGGAGAGGCGUUCAUUGUGAAAGAGAUGGAACGCGCGAGCGCGUUCGACGGACGCGCAGGACGCGCGCGUUGUCGGAAGGGAUUCAUCGUCCGUGUCGAUGGAUCGCAUAUUGUCCUCUUCAAUGGGACACGUGAGGACGUGAGACGCGAGGAGAACGAUCCACGUUUCACCUGCGGAAACAAUAUCCUUCGUUGUUACGUGACUAACGGUCCCCUUUCUCGUCAUAAAUGUCUAUUCGUGCAUAGGUAAAAAAAAAAAAACGGAGCUAAAAUUCCAUCGAGAAGUACUAGGGUAGGAAUUAUCUGUAUGUCGUGUUUCUACAAUAUAUCGUAGAGAGAGAACAGAGAUGCGCGGAGGUGUGGUAUGGUCGGUUGACAGAUUCCGUCGCUGCGUCGUCCCUGCGACGUGGUCCAAGCUAUAGCCAAAGAGUCCGACGAGGAUGAUGCCGGAAUAGAUCCGUAAAGCGUUUCGUUGCCGUGAGGGGAGUGCAGGGCGAUGACAUGUCUCAAAACGUCCAUUCGACGGACGAACAAUUCGUCUUCGAUCAUUUCUUUAUAAAUCGCCUUCGAUUACGGGGGCCUUUUUUUUCUAAAGCUGCGACACGCGAACGGUAUUUCGGAAAACAGCGAUCGUAGCAGAAUUCGUUGAGCAUUUUUUACAAAACAUCGAUAUUAUACGUGCGAAAUUUGCGUGGACAAUGACGUUAUCUCUUCAUGAGAGGAAUAAAUCGUUCUGUUUGCUUGGCCACGUGUCGUAUCGCUAUUCCGACGAAAACAAAUAUUGGAUGCGAUAAUCCGAGCUAUCUUGCAAUGAUCGAAUAACUGUAGUGUCGCACAAACAAUUUUGCAGCUCGUGCAUUCUAUGGUCAGAUGUUUCAGGAGAGUUUCCUCGAGAUGCGAUUCGAGGAAAUGCCUGAGAACAUUUAAAAACUCCCAGGACAAAGGAGGAACUAACGAGUAGAAAAAUUAUCUGUCGAAAACAAUUCUUCAAAAGAAGAACUAUGAUGACAGAGAAAACUCGGCUGACCGAUGGCGUGAAGGAGGAGCUCGCUUAAAGCCGGACGCGCUUAAACCGUGACGUGGCGUCAAAAGAAUAGAUCAAAAAAGCGAGAGCGUCGAAAGAAAAACAGAUUAAAACAUGAUCUCCGCUGCAAGAAGUCACGUCAUUGUUCCCGCGUAAUGACAGAUCGGACAAAGUUCUAUCUGACGCGCCUAGUCGAAUCUCAGCGGCGUGAGAAACGUCUGGCCGAUCGCUGUUCUCUGAAGUAUCAGCGAGAAUACAUUCUAGGCGGAAUGAUUAAAGAUCAAUGAAACUUUUUGUACUUAACUUUUUCUUAGAGCUGAGGUGUUUUAAGCCGAAGCGUGACAAACUGACAAGACGAUGAUGACUACAACGACGGACAACGAUCUGAUAACACGGAGAGGAAAUGUAUGCCGAACAUCGCGCUUGUUUGAGAUUCUAUUUGAGACAUGGUUAUUAUUUAGCAAGUCGAUGGGCGGGCCGACAGGCCUCCCAUUCAUUUUUAUCUUUCGAUGGGAGCGUGGAAAAACUGUUUGCCGUGACUUCCGCUGAUACGCGUUUAUCAGCGAGUCUUCGUGAGGAAGCUGAAGGCAGUUAAGUUUCCUUUGUGCUCAAACAGCACAAAGGUGCAAAAUGUAUGUACAGAACGUACGUAAAGGACUUCCGGAGAACCAAGUUCUUUCGGAUGUUUUUUACGAUUUUAGACACUUACAUAUGCUGUCGGAGAGGGUAUCCCAUCUUUUGUAGGAGAUUCCGAAAGAGAGACCGGGUCGUACCAAAUAUCUUGACUCUUAAUAUUCUUAUAUAAUUGUACCUUAAAAACAAACCCAUCUAGUGCCGACCCUGCGUGCGUACCCCUAGAUCGCAAUUGACGCAUGCCGACAAUGUCAUGCGAGUCGAUGUAUAUUCACCUUGAAUUAAUUAAAUUUGAAUUGAAAUCAAAAUCGUGUCGGUUUCGACUCGAUGCGAGAAUGAAAUGCCGCAGCUGCGAUUUAAGGACGCGUACCGAGAAUGCGUACGUAGAAGUUGAUCAUUAUCCGGAAUUACGAGAGAACAUACAGGCCGGAAGGAGAAUCGCGAUAUACAAGAGGUAACAGAGAGACAAGUGCGAUUAAGCGCAAUAUCGAAACUGUAACUUAUAGAGGAUACCUUUACUCACCAUUCUCGCGAGAUCCAUAGACGCAAGUCAAUAAUUUGACGAAAUUAAAUUGAAUUAUUAUUGACGAAAAUUAAAUUAUCACAAAGAUGGUAGACCAUCAUGUCUAACAAUAGACAUCCUACAUAUGAUUUUACGAGAGACUAAAGAGAAUUCUAAGUUUAAAAAAUGAGAACGCCUAAAAGAUUGGGACGUCAUUCGCACGUUGUGUUGGUCGGUUGAAGCAUGAUCCUAAUGAACUACAAACGGAUUUCGCCGAAUGAAAGUCGGAAAAAGCUCUCCUCUAUACGAGACACAUUCGUGCCUACACGAAAACGAUGGUGCUCGAUUAGACCGAUCGUUGAUGACGAUAUUGAGGUACCGGUGAUAUAUAUCGAGGGAGGAGAGACGGCGAUGAAAGCGAUUUGUCUUGUCGCUGCAAAACGAGAAGCGAUAGAACGGCCCUCGGGCCCCGGUUUCUAUAGAUUAGUGCGUAAGUUUUUUACCGCCUGUAAGUUACACACGAUUUUCUGUUCCGAUCGCGAGAGAUUUACUUUCCCCGCACGCAUACACGUACAUAUAUCAUAUCGCCCACGUACUCAUCUGUCAUUUCGUCCGAUUAUUUAUUGUUCAUUCUUCGUUUGCGUUCAUGAUCAUUUUUUUUUAAUCGCAUUCAUCGAACGCGAAGACGCGUUCAUUCGGAAAUCAGUCGUCAAGGAAGCGAAAGACUAACAAUGCCGUUUCCGGCAGAGUUAAGCGCGAUCAAGAUUUUACUUCGCCGAUCGGCGAAAGAGAAGACGAACGAGGGAGAGAAUUUUGUAAUAGGAAAAAACGUGAGAGAGAGAGAGAGAGAGAGAGAGAGAAAGAGAGAGAAGAGUAAAAAUGGCGUAAGGGACAUCAAGAAAAAGAGAGAUGAGAACGAUCGAUAUUGUUAUAAAUACAAUUACUAUCAUACUAAUUAUUUUUAACGACUAUUGUGCUUGUUAUCAUUGCGAUUAAUAUUAUUGUGCUGCUAUUAUUAUUACUGCGACUACUAUUAAUAUUAUUGAUAUUACGAUUAUGUUCAUGAGAGAGGGUCAUUAUCAUCAUCAUCAUCGUUCUCUUUCUAUCAUGUACAUGAAUAGAGAGUUUUUAUAUUUAUCGAUACCUUCAUACGUAUGAUAGCGAGUGGACGUGCAAGAGAAAAGUAUUUAAGAGAGAAGUAGAAAGAGAGAAGGAAAAGAGAGAGAGAAAGAGAGAGAGAGAAAGAGAGACAGGGAGGGAGAGGGAUGAUGACGAUGAAAUAUAUGUACCUAUGUAUUUACGUAUUAUUUAUUGACAAGUAAUAUAAUGACCAGUUAUCUAGGUAGGAUGUUAAAAUUAUGAAAUUCAAUUUAACGAAAAAACAAAAUAAAUUAAUGAACUAUUAAAUGAAAAGCUAUUGUCGAUCGAUGAUGAUGCGCGCAGGAUAGAUUAAAAUAAACAAUUUAUUGGAGUAAUUUAAAUAAAAA
Wasmannia auropunctata (little fire ant) is the source of this 18899-nucleotide messenger RNA. Its product is annotated as microtubule-associated protein futsch. Gene Ontology annotation, cellular component: microtubule; cytosol; neuronal cell body. Bases 1 to 14196 code for a protein of 4731 amino acids. NCBI's taxonomy places the organism in Eukaryota, Metazoa, Arthropoda, Insecta, Hymenoptera, Formicidae. Gene Ontology annotation, biological process: microtubule cytoskeleton organization; dendrite development; regulation of microtubule depolymerization. Gene Ontology annotation, molecular function: microtubule binding; actin binding. The transcript is spliced from 7 exons. The record is from RefSeq and is a predicted model, not a curated record.